Lactuca sativa (garden lettuce) is the source of this 714-nucleotide messenger RNA. RefSeq lists its product as uncharacterized. The record is from RefSeq and is a predicted model, not a curated record. Gene Ontology annotation, cellular component: cytosol. NCBI's taxonomy places the organism in Eukaryota, Viridiplantae, Streptophyta, Magnoliopsida, Asterales, Asteraceae. Gene Ontology annotation, biological process: cold acclimation; response to abscisic acid; response to water deprivation.
AAAACACAAACGAACUAAGUGUUCAAUUCUACGUUUUCAAGCUUCUUCUAUAACUUAUCGAGUGAAAAGAAAAAUGGCAGAAUACGGAGAUCAGACAUACGGAAGAGAAGGUCGGCAAACAGAUGAGUAUGGCAACCCUGUUCAGAAAACUAAUGAGUACGGAAACCCACUUCACUCUACCACCGAUGAAACCAUGGGUGAUUAUGGUGUCACUAGUCACCAGGGUCUAGGUCACGCCACCGGAGAAACUGAAUCUUAUCAAAACCAACCUAGCGCCACCCCUUUGUCCAGCAGCAACAUUGGCAUAGGAACUGGGGCAGGCUACGAUCAACAUAGAGAAGAAGGCCACGAGAAGAAAGGGGUGACGGAGAAGAUCAAAGAAAAACUUCCUGGUGGUCAUAACACGGACGAGCAUUCCACAACAACAGCAGGCGGUGUUGGUGGUGGUGGUUAUGGGGAAGGGGAAACCCACGAGAAGAAAGGGGUGAUGGAGAAGAUCAAGGAUAAGCUUUCUGGGCAUUAGAUCCUAUGAUAUCUUUGUGACGAUGCAUGUGUAUAUAGAAUAAUGAGAUGCCUGAAUAAUAAUCUGGUGUAUUGGUGUCGUUUGCCUUGUAUGUUCUUGAUGGGUAAGAAGCAUAGAGGUGGGAUUGAGCGUUGUAUUGUGUGUUAUCUCGUAUGUAAUUUGGUUUAGUUUUAUUGCGUUUUUCCAUGAUA